ACCACCUCGCUGUGGCGCGGCUCCCUUUGCCAUGUAACCCUCCCCCCCCCUCUCUCUCUCUCACACACACACACGCACUCCCUGCCAUCCGAAGAGGUCGGGCUCUGCGGCUGCCUCUUUGCGUGAAGAGAGCGAGGCUUUGGGUCGGGAGCCGCCGUGCAUGUGUUUUAUUUUGGGCAGGAAUCUCCCCUCCCUCUCUCCCUCCCGGGGUCGGCGAAGGAAGAGUCCUCCUGGCAAGGAUGCGCCGACAGGUUUUUUAACCCGCCGAAGCUGAGAGCAGCGGGCCUGCAGCUUGGAGCCUCCCGGAGGAUUCACUCGCAAGAAGCCUAGUAGAUGGCUGAUCUAGUUCAUAACCACAGAACAGGAAAGAUGUCGUUGCCUAUAGAAAGGCACUACUAAAAGCUAAUCAAUGAGUCUAAGAUGGCUUCUAGGGAACCAGUUUCAAGAUAUGACCAAUCCAGGGGGCUAAAAUGCUGAUAACCGUAACAUCUCCCCAUGGGCCAGCUUCCCUCCACCCACAGACUCCACCCCCUCCUCUUGCUCCCAAGCCUGGAAUGGACAAUCUGAAACUACAGAGACUCUUGAAGAAAGCAGCAAAGAAGAAAGCAACAUUAUCAGCCCAGCAAGGCACAGCAUUCCGGUCCAGCUUGUCCCCUGUGAGUGAAGCCAGCCCAGAUUUGGAGCACAACAACCGAUCUUCCCCACUCAAGCCUGUGGAAACCCACACCCAGAUCACCAUUCACCUCCCGCCCCGCUUUUCCAUCAAGCCUAUUGCCCACCAUGUUUCAUCUCCCUUUCCUAAAGGAAAGCCCUUUAUGUUCACAGUCACAGAGCAGAGGAGCCUUUCAGAGCAUCUCAAACUGGCCACCUCACCUGCAGUCUCACCACUUCAGAGACAGAGCACUCCAGAACCUUCAUGGCAGCUCAGAGGCCACCCACCAGAGACACACAGAGAGCCACCUCCUCCAAGCACGGCACAGUCCACAUUUGUUUUCCCAGAACAUCCUGUUCCACCCAUACCUGUGCAAGAGACCCCAGUGCCAGUGAUCCACGUUGCUGAAACCCAUGCUUAUAUUCAUAGUGUGCAAGCGCCAAGGGCUAAAACCCAACUGUUAGAGCAGCCAACAGAAUUCCAUAGUUAUGAAGACAGGCCCACAGAUACCCAUUCACAGACAAAUCAUCCACACCCACCAACAACACAUUUUGUUAGCCCAGCCAGACCAAUUACUCCUGUGUUAGAUGUGACUUCAUCCCCUGAAACUCCUGCCAGGACAGUGAAAACUGAAAUACUUCAUGUGCCUGGGCAGCGUACACUAGUCACCUCCCCAACUCCUCAGCUCCAUAGACCCAUGACGCUGGAAAGCAGCAGAAGCUUAGAACUCCAUAGUGAGGCCCAGAGGCAGCCAAGUCCUCUCAUGCAUCAGAAGCACGUCACAGCAGAGGAAGUUACACCUGGUCCAGUGGUUGCCAGCAGACAUGUGCCUUCACCAGAAGCUAGGGCGGACAAGCAGGCUGCACCACCACAGCAACCUGCUGCUUCCCAGAGUACCACAAGCCCCUUACCAAAACCAAAGCCACCAGUGCCUCCUAAAACUAAGUUCAGUGGCUGGUCUCGCCUCAAGAAGCACUUGAUUGUAGAAUCUGAAGACCCACAGUUUCCUGUCCCAGAGUCUUCUGAGGCAGCUAAGCCAGAGCACAUGGAAGAAAAAAAGACGAGAGAAGAACCUCAAGCUGCCCCUGGUCUGGAGAAGAGAGUAACCAAGUCAAGAGCUAUCAAGAUGUGGGAUGCCAUUUUAUACCAGAUGACAACCAGAAAGGCAAGAGAAGAGCAAGCAGAAGAAAAAGAAACAAAGAGGGAGGGAAUAUUCUCUUUCCGGCGACGUUUGCCCCUUAUCCUCCAUCGACCACGCUUUGAUGCACGGAAGCUUAAGGAGCUGGCUUCCAAACCUAUGACAAAGAUCACUACUAUGUUUGAGGUACGUCGUAUCCAAAGCAAGCCACCUGAAGAAACCCUGAUAAGUUUUAAUAGGACUGCAUCUGGGUGGCAGUUGAAAGGAAGUGGUGAAUAAAACCUGUGGGUUAUAAUUGUUUUCCUUUUGUUUUUGGAGGAUGUGUGCCAAGCUGGGAGGGUUAGAAACAAAUGCAAAAUCUACCAAACCUGAAUCACUUGCAAGGCCAAUAUUAAUUCUAAUGGUGCUAAUAAUAAAAAUUCUUUCACAGGGUUGCUGUCUGUGUAUUUAGAGGUGUGCAUGUGUUUAGUAACCAUUUUUCAGCGAGAGAGGUGCUAAGAGUGAUAUACUUCACUACUGUUUUCCAUAUUUUCAGACUGAACAGAAAAUGUAUGAAACAAAGUGGCCUGCUAAAUGUCAAUAGUUUAAGCUGUCUCGCAAACAGCUUUAUACAGUUAACCUAACUAUAUAGUAUGGAUUUCUUGAGAUGUCACAUUAAGCAGAGUAAAUGUAUUGUGGAAAAAUUACCUAUAGGCCAGUUUUGCCAAACCUAUCCUACCCUGUAUGCAAACAUGCAAUUUGUUCUGUUUAAGAUGGAAUUGGAUGUUCAGGAUGGAAUGUUAGGAUGGAUGUUUAGGAUGGAAUUGGCUAUUCAUUGUGCAAAAAUUAUAUCACCUUGUCAAGUCACAACUCAUCACUGCUCAAGCAAACAGAUCCCCAGCACAAUAUAAAGCAGGGGUAUAAAAUGUGUAAACCCUGGGUCUUUUUAGACUUCAGUACCCAUCAUUGUUUGGCUCACAACUAGAGAUGAGGGUAUUUGUAUCCG
Molecule: messenger RNA, 2775 nt
Organism: Pogona vitticeps (central bearded dragon)
Lineage: Eukaryota; Metazoa; Chordata; Lepidosauria; Squamata; Agamidae
Source: RefSeq, a predicted model, not a curated record